AUAUUGGAUGAUUUUUUUAUGACGAACCUUCUCCAGCUUCUUCAUGCAAGAAAUCUAUACGUUCUACGAUUGCAUUUUAUAGGUUGAACUGUAGUACUAGAUUGACAUAUAAUUUUGAUUUAUUUUACUGCCACAUUUAUACGCGUCGAAAGGUGUAACACCGCCCAUGAAUAUCGAUAGUUGAAUAAAAUUGCAGCGAACUCUCUAACCAGCUUUGAUUUAAUAAAAUUCUAGAAAUAAUCUAUUAUUUUUUUAUCAUACAGCUGACUAUCUGCUAUCUGACACACUCGCAUACUUCCAGAUACAUUUCGGCCCAACCUGGCAAAGCGUAAACAAGAGCUGUUGAGGUACCUGAAGCCGUUCAAACGACCCGAACAACCGCAGCGGAAAGUUUCGGUUGAAGGAUUUUCCUUUCCAGUGUACACCUCGGACGAGGUGGAACGACUAGAGGAAGCUGUCCGCUCAUCCAGAAAUAUACGCCGCCAGUACGUAGCCUAUCUGACCGAGCGGAAACCUCGCCACAUGGACAUUGUAGAAUGUUUCGGCAAGUUCUUCACCGAUGAAGCGAUGGCUCCGUAUGCGUGGAAUGGGUACAAGAAUCCAAAGUUUCCACGCAAGGCAAUGAAAACUAUGGACAUCUUCUCCUACUGUAUGCUUGAGGCUUGGCACCGACAUGGAGUUACUUCGAUGGACAUCCUCUCGGACAUCAUGACCAAGGUGAUUACGAAGAUUGCCGGUCGUCGGCGGUCCAACAAUUACAACCAACGGAAGCGCAUCCAGCAGUUUUGUGACAAACAUAAUGAAUAAAUGUUCAAUGCAUUGUUUGGAAAUUAGUUUUUUUAUUACUUUUACAGAGGCUGUAUUUAACAUUAGGAAAAAUAUUUUGCAGAUUAAAUGAAUACCGUUUCGUUCCAGAUGUGGUAGUUAUCAAGGAGGACUUGCAAGAGGCUUCUUCCACGGGAGUGACCGGGUUCAGCUUUCCAUUGUUCUGCGAGGAAGACGUCGAUCGACUCGAGGCUGCAGUCAAGAUGGAUCCUAUGGUUCGCCGGCAAUAUAUAAAACAUUUGAAAUCCCUAGGAGAGUAUCAACCCAGUUUGUUUGCGAAGUAUGUGAGUGAACUAUUCAGUGAUCUCUCGCUUUACAACUACUGCGUUACAGUAGACGGGGAUGGACAUACGAAUAAGAAGGAUAUGGUUGGAUACGACAUUUUCACGCACUGUUUGCUUGAAGCCUGGGUGCCACAAGGUCUAACGAUUUCCAAACUGACCGAGCUAUUGAAAUCGGUGACAGUUAGCCUCAGCGAGAGACGGCAAUUGUCCAACCGGAACCGCCGAAAACGAUCGGAACUCAUUCAGAAGUGGCUCCUAAAGAAGAAUCAAAAACAGAAAUCUUAAAAUUGCAGUGCUCAAUAAAAGUUUGUGAAAAGAAUGAAUUGUUUUAAAUUUUUAUUCUCUCUGACAUGCAGUACUAGAAUACUGAAUCAGAAAUCUAGUAACUCGAAAAUAUUUUAACGUUACAGCGAAAUCUAUACCCACUGGAGCUACGUCACAUAAGGAUUUUGAACAAUUGAAGCUAGAACUGGCGCAACUGGAUGUCCUUUUUGUUGGAAAUAAAAACACAGGCGAGGCUUUGUUCUCCAAACCCAGGCACUGACUGAUAUCGCUACCAGCUCAGUGCCUCUCCUUUAUUCAAUCUAGGUAUAACAUAUUUACAAUUUAUUUCCAUUUACCUACCAGUUGAUACCUAGCUCUCCACUGAGCUGUGUGAUGCACCUCCAAGGAUGUACCUACCAUUCAACACUCCUCCUCAUCACACACUCUCAGAUCCGACGCGUCCCGAGCUACACCUGGCCACGUACUCCUCCAGCCUACCGAGCUCCUCCUUAGCAACCAAGCUACCAGACUCCUCCUGGCUCCAAGCAGACUCUGCUACCAGGCUCCGGCUCCAAGCUACGUCUGCUACUAAAAAGGCUAUCAAGCUCCUCCUGGCUCGAAGCGUCUUCCGCCUCAAGUACCUUCUGCCAUCCAGCUCCAGCGUCCAUCGAUCAGCCAGCACCCGCUGCCUCUUGGUUCCAGCGCAGGUCCCACACGGCUAUCAAUCCUCAUCGAGUGUUGGUCCCCUCACCGCAUCUUGGUGUCUCAACGAAUAUUGGCACCAGGCCUCAUCGCAUCUUGACACCUCAUCGGGUAUUGGCCUCCUCAUCGUAUCUUGGAUACCGUAUCUCGGUCUCCUCGCUUCCCGAACCACCACCAGGGCGUCCCUGUGCCCAUAACCUGUUGGAAAUAAAAACACAGGCGAGGCUUUGUGUUUCCGAACCCAGGCACUGACUGAUAUCGCUACCAGCUCAUGUGCCUCUCCUUUAUUCAAUCUAGGUAUAACAUAUUUACAAUUUAUUUCCAUUUACCUACCAGUUGAUACCUAGCUCUCCACUGAGCUGUGUGAUGCACCUCCAAGGAUGUACCUACCAUUCAACACUUUUUAGUCAACGCCGGGAGACAAAAAAUAACGCAAGUGGACGGUCGAUGGUGGAUGGUUUUGUGUUUCCACUGACAACGGAAGCCAAUGUGGAAAGGCUGGAAGCGGCAGUGGACUCGAGUGCCACCAUAAAGAGACAAUAUAUUCAACUGUUAAAAGCCAAAAAACCGAAACAUAUAGAUCUGGUGGAUUGCUUCCCAAUGAUUUUCGGUUCAAGCUCUAUAGAAGCCUAUACCUGGAGUGGAUGUCGGAUAUCAAAAUUUCCAAAGAAAGCGAUGAAAAAUUACUCUAUUUUCAACGGAUGCAUGCUAGCUGCUUGGGAAUCACAGGAAAUGGACAUCAAAAUGCUGGAGGAGAACAUCAAACAAGCUAUUCAUCGCAUUCGACGGCGCCGGUUGGCAAAAAUUUUAUAAGAUAAGAAAAAAUCCACCUCUGAAAUGUGAUAUUUUGUCGAAUAAAAUCCAUUGAAAUCCAAUGCAAUGUGUGUCGCAUUUGAAUGAUAAUUUUUAGUCGAAUCAGAGAUCACCUAACCUUGUUCAUUGCUUGUUACAGAUGUGUUCUAUAUAGCUGAAACCCGUAGCCCUCGAACCAAAAAGGGGGAAAUCCGGUUGAAUAGGCGAUCUUUCAAAUUUGCGGUAAAUGAUGACGACGAAUCGAACGAUGAAGCUGAAAAUCCUAUGUUCCGAUCCGUGCCUGGGUUCAGAUUUCCGCUGAAAACAGCCGAAGAUAUUGAAGAUCUCGAACGCAGCGUUCGCGCAAGCGCCACCAUUCGACGACAAUAUAUUGAACUGCUACGGAAAGCACGUCGACUGGUCGAGAAACCAUCGUUCGCCUUCCUGAAACUGUUCAGCGACGCGUCACUGCUGGACUACAACUACAGCGGGCGAUGCAACUUUUCCGGAACACAGAAAAAAGCAAUGAAGGAUUACAAAAUUUUCGCUGAGUGCAUUGUUGAAGCUUGGGGUGGAGAAUACUACUCGAUAGAAGAGCUUCGACAGUAUUUAUGCAAUGCGAUCACGUUGGUUAACAAUAGAAAACGAGGGGCUCGCUUCCGCAAGAACCAGCGAAGUACUAGAGGAGACAAGAAAUGACACCGCGGAUGAAAGCUGUGCUACCCUUUCUUUUUCGUUUUUUUACUCGAGAAUUAAAAACUUUUUAAUAUUAUUCUUCAUUUGGAAUAUUAUUGUGUAACGAAUGGUUUAGUGGAAGAACAAUUUUUCAAAUAUCAAUCAAAACGUACAAGAAUUCUUCCAAAUUUGAAUCGAUAUUUUCUUUUAUAAUGUGACUGUACACAAUCUAGUACUACAAAUUUUUGUUAAGGCUCAAUUAAACUCAUUAAUUUUUGCAACGAAUAAUCACUGCCCUAUAAGAUUGCAUCGCAGUUGAUUUGCUCAAAAAUCGAAAUAAUAAAUUCAACUCUUUUCAGCAUGGCGUUUGCGCCUUAAAAACCCAAAUAUCAGCCGCAGCGAUACCAAGGCACUGUUGGCCGCAGCUAUGGAGCACACUGGUGUACCGGGAUUCCGGUUUCCGAUCCGAUCUGAGGGCGAAAUCGAACGGCUAGAAGUUGCCGUCCGUAGUGACAUGUACAAAUGGGACAAUUAUAUUGCAUUCCUGCGAGAUUUGAGGGCCAAUGAUCUCCACACACCAAUACGAUGCAUUUUUCAGUCGGUGUUCUACGAUGAAGCUCUAGCCAACUAUAAUUAUAAUGGAAUUAGUACUGCGCCGGGCGUUCAGAAGCGAGCAAUGAAAAGUUACGCCAUCUUUAGGGACUGCUUCGCUGUGGCCUGGCGAGAAUUUGGAAUCACCGACGAUAUGAUUCGUGCCAUGUUGACAGAAAUAAUUAAAAAUAUCAACAGACGAAAACGAAAUCGACAGUAUAAAAAUCGGAUACAGAAGAAAAAGAGGCUGCAAAACUCGUUUGGCACAAUCACCAUCUCAAACGUCCGUUGGAUUGUAAAGCCAAAAAAGAAAUCUGCCCUUAGUGCAGCGCAGCGCAGGUCCUCCGAACAUGUCCGUCAGCCGGAUUCGAUGAUAGUCUCCAAAGUAGCGGAAAACAUUCCAGGAUUCCGAUUUCCCAUUGAAUCUGACAACGACAUUGAGCGCUUGGAAGAAACCGUUCGCAGUUGCGCUCUUACACGUAGGAGAUACAUCAAUCGCCUUCGGCAGAUCAAGGAUUCGAGCGAAAAUGCAUCCAUCGAAAGCAUCUUCAAGUUGUUCUUUUACGACGAGAGUCUCACCGAGUACAAUUAUAGUGGAUUCAGCAGUCGUCGGGCCAAUAAACGGGCGAUGAAGAACUACGACAUUUUCACGAGCUGCUUCUUGGAAGCCUGGAUGGAUCACGGAGUUACGGAAGAUGAAGUCCGUCAAAUGUUGUGCAAGGUGAUUCGCAACGUACACGGUCGGGAACGAUUCCGUCGCUACCAAAACCGGAAGCGAGAACGGGAACUGACUGAAAGUUGUAUUUAUUCGGAUGAAGAUGAUUUCUAAUAAAGAUUGACCGAUACAAUUACUAGAUUUCUUCUAUGCACAGCUUAGCCACACGUUAUGGAUAACUCAGGAAGAAUGUGCUAAUAGUUCGAAAUAUUUUUGUUCCAGCAAUCAAACCUGGAGCCCCUACCACAAAACUUUUGUUUCCGCUAACCGAUCCGCAUGCCGUCAUUCAACUGGAGGAUUUUGUUCGGAUAGAUCCCAACAUGAGACGCAAAUAUAUAAAAUUUCUGCGCCGCAUCAAAACACCACGACAAAGCCUUGAAGAUACGUUUGGUAAAAUCUGCACCGACCAAGCCAUCUUCCGUCACUUUAACUGGACGUCCAACAAGUCCUCCCAAUCUAUGACGCAGCGAGAAUCACUGCAGCAUUAUUGGAUAUUCACAGAUUGUUUGUUUGAGGCUUGGAGCAGUCACGGAUUUACCAUGGAAACGUUGAAAUCAAAAAUGGCAAGCGUUAUCAAACGCAUCUAUGUUCGCAACAACGUGCGCAAUUUUCGAGCUAGGUCUAAGAUUGUAGAGCUUUGAAGAUUCUUCGGAUAUGAAUAAAUGUAGAAAAACGAUAUUUCCACUUUUGAAACUAAUUCUGAGACUUAUCAUUAAUCAUUCUAGAAAGUAACUUUUUGCUUAAUUUCAUGGUAUGGAAUCAGCUGAUCCGCCCCAGAGAAUUUCACAUCUUGGAGUUACAUCGCUCUUCACCGCUGGGUUUAACUUUCCUAUACGAUCGGAACAAGCAAUAGAGGAGCUCGAAGCGUCCGUUCGAUGUAACGAAAAAUCCAGGAAGCAAUAUGUAAGGUUGAUAUGCUUUGGAUAGAAAAAAGAAAUAAUGCUCGAUUGUGCGUAACUUUUGCACAUUUUUCAGAUUAAGUUCCUACGCUCGAAACUGACAGACGAUCAAAGCGUUUUCACCGUGUUUCAACACAUCUUUACCUACCAAUCUCUGGUCGGAUACUGCUGGACGAAGCGUUCCAACUUGGAAAGGAAAUCCAUGAGAGAUUAUGAAAUCUUCACUAGUUGCAUGUUGGAUGCCUGGCUGUGCAAGGGUGUAACGGAGGAAUCUCUAGCCGAGCACAUCCGUCACGUGAUCAGAAACGUAAAUAUUUCAAAACGGAAGUUGAAAAUUCGACUAAGGAAACGAUAUUCUAGUACUUCAUUUAGUAAUUGAACCAGUACUGUUUAUUUGGAAGUGUUGGAGAAGCCAAACAAUAAAUGAUCCUUUCAAAAUAA
Aedes albopictus (Asian tiger mosquito) is the source of this 6188-nucleotide messenger RNA. RefSeq lists its product as uncharacterized. NCBI's taxonomy places the organism in Eukaryota, Metazoa, Arthropoda, Insecta, Diptera, Culicidae. Bases 3970 to 4962 code for a protein of 330 amino acids. The transcript has 16 exons. The record is from RefSeq and is a predicted model, not a curated record.